Messenger RNA from Esox lucius (northern pike), 2620 nucleotides. It is a transcript of the gene wdr18, whose product is annotated as WD repeat domain 18. Bases 29 to 1324 code for a protein of 431 amino acids. Gene Ontology annotation, molecular function: protein binding. NCBI's taxonomy places the organism in Eukaryota, Metazoa, Chordata, Actinopteri, Esociformes, Esocidae. The transcript is spliced from 10 exons. Gene Ontology annotation, cellular component: nuclear pre-replicative complex. Gene Ontology annotation, biological process: DNA-templated DNA replication; rRNA processing. The record is from RefSeq and is a predicted model, not a curated record.
UCCAAAACAACACGCGCGCAUUUCCAAGAUGUCAGCCCCUAUGGAAAUAAUUGUGUGCGCUGAUUCGGCAGGCCAAUUAUGGAACUGUGCUGUUAUAGAACUCCAUUCUGGUACAAAUCUUUUGUCCUAUCGUGGUGGCAAUAGUUCUCCGAGGGCCCUCACCGUUUUGAAUGGCGAGUACAUCCUCGGAGCCCAACUCGGGAAAAACUUCAUCAACGUGUGGGAAAUCCAAAGAAAGGAUCAGCUGCAGCAGAAGAUUGUGUGCCCUGGGGUUGUCACAUGCCUGACUUCUUCCCCCAAUGGCCUGUACCUGGUGGCAGGCAUCGCUGAGGCCAUCUACCUAUGGGAGGUUUCCACUGGCAAUUUGCUGGCCAUACUGAGUCGGCACUACCAAGACCUGACCUGCCUGCGCUUCACUGAUGACAGCAGCCAUUUUAUUUCAGGCGGAAAAGACAACCUUGCACUGGUCUGGAGUCUAGCCAGUGUGGUGCAGCUGGACUCAACAAACGCGCCUGAGCCCCGCCAUGUCCUGUCUCGUCACUCUCUUCCCAUCACCGACAUUCACUGUGGCCUGAUGGGACCUCAGGCUCGGGUAGCUACCGCAUCCCUGGACCAGACAGUCAAGCUAUGGGAGCUGUCCUCAGGUGAGAUGCUAUUGUCUGUUCUCUUUGACGUGGGCAUCAUGUCAGUGACCCUUGACCCCUGUGAGUACUACCUCUUCUGUGGCGGCAGCGAUGGUGGUAUAUUCCAGGUGUCCCUGUGCAGCCAGAGCCUAAGUCGAGAUAAGACUUUCCAGUCGGACAACGAGGGCAACCAGGUUUUCAAAGGACACAGGAACCUAGUAACCUGCCUGUCUGUUUCUAUGGAUGGUACUCUCCUCCUCUCAGGAUCCCACGACGAGACUAUACGACUAUGGGACAUCCAAAGCAAGCAGAGCAUCCGAAGCAUCAACCAGAAAGGUCCAGUCACCAAUGCUUUUAUCAUCCCGGCCCCGGCCAACAUGUUCCUGCCUGACAGCCGCCCGGGCAUCCCCCUGCCCCGCUUCAGCCGCCACCUCAACCCCUCAGAGCAGGGCGAGGGUGUGGAGACGGGAGGGGUUUGUGUGCGCCUGGCCCCCCACACACAGACCCAGAAGGAGACCUAUUUGGAGAAAGCAGACAAACUCUACUCUCUCAUGAGUGCCGUAACAGACAAGAGUGUGUUUGGCAGUGGUGAGAACACCAAAGUGCGAGUGUCAGAGCUGGAAGAGGAAGUCAGGACCCUGAAGAAGGUCAACAAAGACCUGUACGACUUCUCGGCGCAGCUGCUCACCAAGCCCAACUAGAGGAGCCACAACCCCUGGCCACGCCUCCCCCUUUCCUACAGCCAGGACUCAGGGGGGGGGCGAAGACAUGACAGGGCCCCUUCAUUGCAUACCGGUGGUGUGGGGAAAGUUGUGUGCUUUGUAAGGCAGCAGGUUAAAUCAGCAGGGUUUGGAGUGUGAAUGUUGUAUUGCUGACUUCACCACAGAAUCCUGGUGUGAUUUCAUUUCAGUUUUUGUGAAGAAAAUAUUGCUUGAUUUUUAUUUUAUUUUUUGUAUUCAUGUUCAAUAUUAGUAGUGUAUUGCAGCCAGACUCUGUGACAGUUGAUCUUAGCCAAAGCACCAGUCAGCCCAAAUUUGGCUUAACAGGAUCCAGUUAUUGCAUUUUGAGCUUUACCUGGCUAACCUCUCUUUCCCCCGUUUCCAGUCCUUCACCUUUGCUGGGACUCCCAGUGCCAUUCAACCCACUAAUACAUUGGAUGGAGUUGUUUGCUGGCUUAGCCGUCGAGGCUGGUGCUAAUUUCAGUCAGAAAGUAGAUGUGACCCCCAUGGUUCGUAGGUCCCCUUCAUGGUUCCCGCUCAAACAGAAAUGUUUUCCUAUUAGCAACAUGCACAUUCUGUGUAAACCCAAUUUUUUUUAAUCUCCCAUUAAAACAGCUCAAGGCAGGAAAUAUCUCAAAGAAAAUGUUGGUGUUAAAAAAUGUAAGAUUAGAGCAAUGUUUGAUUUACACCGAGGAGCCUAAAGCCUGUGAGUUGAGUUUCUCAAUACCUUUAGCAAACAUGGAUUUGGUUGAGCACUGCUCCGCAGCAAUACACAACUGGCAGAAGGAAACAAUUAACCAGUCAGAAAGGAAAAUGUCUCAACUCUAAAAUCCCUUUUCCUCUCAGCACUGUUAAUUCUCCACUGGGGGCACUACAUUAGAGGCAGCGACUUAGAAACUAGCUGUUGAUAUCGUUUUUUCUUUUCUUUUUUUCACCCUGCUUUGAUGAGAUCAGAAGCAGCAGCCUGUAUGUAUGUAUGUGUGCUUCGUUGGUAGAGAACAGGGAAAUGAUAAGAACAGCGUCCCUUCUGCGCAGGGAGAGCCAAGGCUUUAGAACUUCAGCCCUAGAUUAACCACUCUGCGAUGUUCACCCCAAUUUACACACUGCUUUGGUGUCAGGUCAGUCUAGGGAGCUCUUGAGGACCUUGAUUAGAGAAAUCAUGGACUCCAAGGUGAAGAGUUCAGUAGUAGCUGCCUUUUUUUGUACUCAUUGUUGUGUUUUCACCAUUGUAACGGUUUUUCUAUCUUUCUGAGACUGGCAAAUAAAACACGUUUUGUA